This is a messenger RNA of Magallana angulata, 5206 nucleotides long. Its product is annotated as ventricular zone-expressed PH domain-containing protein homolog 1-like. Gene Ontology annotation, cellular component: plasma membrane. The record is from RefSeq and is a predicted model, not a curated record. Bases 70 to 2424 code for a protein of 784 amino acids. The transcript is spliced from 15 exons. Gene Ontology annotation, molecular function: phosphatidylinositol-5-phosphate binding. Gene Ontology annotation, biological process: regulation of signal transduction. NCBI's taxonomy places the organism in Eukaryota, Metazoa, Mollusca, Bivalvia, Ostreida, Ostreidae.
CCGGAUAUGCACAAAAAUGGAAGAAGAAAGUUUGCAAAAAUAUUUUGAUUGAGUUUACAAGGUGCCAAAAUGCAUGAAUUAUUUGCUAAGGUCCUUGAUGAAAAGGAUCUUUCUAAAGCAGGGGACUUGUUCUCAUUGGAGGAUCAGGAUAUUGUUGGGGAUAUCUCCACUGCGUUAAAGAAGAUAGGGGAGAUAAUUGAUACUGAAGACUAUAUACAUAAUGACAAUGACCAGAGUGUGGUGGAAAUUUGCAUCACAAGAGUCACAACAACCAUCAGGGAGAUGGACACAAUUGAGGAGCAUUCGUCGGGGCUGGUUAAUCUCUUACAGCUCUGUCAACAACACAAUCUGAACCCGCUGACUCAUGACAAAGAUCCUCCCCAUGCUAAGGUUGCCUCGGACAUCAUGAGCUGUUUGUUUAUGCACUACAGCAAGGCUAAAGUGAUGAUGAUGGCCAUCCCUGUGGUGGUCAACUUCCUGAGCAGUGACAACAAGGAGUUGAGUCGGAAUGUGUCCAGUUAUCUGUCCCUGGCCGCCCUGGACAAUGCUGACCUGCUGGCCAGACACAUGGAAAUCAUCCUCAACAGCAUCUUCAGGGGGAACUACAUUUUAAGUACAGUCCUUCCUCAGAUCUAUGCACAGAAUCGUGACCCAAUUAUAGACUGCACGGCGAGACUGAUGGACAUUCUGGAUCAGUGUGAUGUGUCUGAGAGGAGCAGUCUGUUCCAGGUGUUCUCAAUGGUGGCCAAAACCAAGCCACAGACUUUGGAGCCACACAUCCCCAAGUUGUCAGAGUACCUGUUGACCUCUGUGUUGGCCCCACUGGUUCUUACCAUGUUUGUAGACAUGGCCGUGGCGAAUCCGAAGCCAUUUGUGGGUUAUGCUGCCGCACUGAAAGCUUCUGGGGAGAAACAGCCAGUACACCUGAUUCAUGUUGUUCAGAUCAUGGGAUCAAUUGCCACCAUAAACGAGGACCAGGCCCAGCUCAGCAUGGAGUACUUUGUGUCCAACCUGACCCAGACUGACCAGGCAGUGCUGACUGUCAUCCUCCAGGAAAUCAAGGCCCUCGGUCUGACCCACCCCGACCUACUGGCCCAGAAUAUGGACAAGAUUGGAAAACUCUCCCAAAACGGCUCCAGCGCUGUCCGGAUUCUGGUUCAACAGCUGAAGGAGGAUAACAAAAAAAGGUCCAGCACCCUGGACAAGGAGAUGAAGUCGGUGUCCAGCCAGACAGAGGGGGCGGUGACCGUCAUUACAGUGGGGAACCCCCCAAACUCAGCCAACCCUAAUGGAGUCAUUGUCCGCCACAUGAACAUACCCCCCAGUCACAUGUCUAGUGAGCAGAGCCUGGGGAAGUCAUCAAGGACCAGUGUGUCCACGGGUCGCUACGAUCGCCCGGUCAGUCCCGCGUCCAACUACACCGACAGAAUGUCCAUGAUGAGUUCGGGAACAGUGAGCAGUCAACACGGUCCCUCGGUGGAGUCGAUGCGUGAUGGUGUGCAGCAUUUCUGUGACAAACAUUUCUCUACAAUACGCAACUUCAUCAGCAACAUAUCAGCCCGCAUUCCUCUCCCAGAAGUCUGCAGUGUCAUCAAUGGUCGUCAUAAGAGGUUUCUUCGCCUGAGUUUCCAGUGUGGAGGUAAGGGAGAUCAGUGCAUCUAUAACAAGUCUUACUUCACACUGGACACAAAGCUGCCCAAAACCUGGAUCCACCUCAUGUUCCUGUCCACUCAGGCCAAAGCAGCGUCGGCCCUCAGCCAGCAUGACUACAGCAUCAGUCGACUGAAGACCUGCUGGGACUCCCUACAGACAGACAGAUCCACAGGGAGCUUCCUCACCCUGGUCACCUCCUCGUUCCCCUCAGCAAAGGAUCAAGACAUUUUGAUACAUGAAUUACAUAGUUGGCGCUUUUUCGAUGUGUUCGAGUUCAAUGCAGCAAAGAAGUACUGGGCAUGCUUCAUGUGUAAUCACCCGGAGAAGAUGUGUGAUCUGAUGAAGAACGGUGCACCCGUCAUUGCUGGGCAGCUGAGGGAAAAGAAAGGUCGCUGGAAAUUCCUGAAGCGCUGGAAGACUCGCUACUUUACUCUGUCGGGGACCCAGAUCACCUACAGCAAGAGUGACCAGCAACAUGAGACACUUCCAGUCAGUAAAAUCCAGAGUGUGAAAGCGGUGAGGAAGGGCUACCGAGAUAUUCCCAAGGCGUUCGAGAUCUUUACCGCCGAUCAGACCUACACAUUCAAGGCCAAAGGUCACCAGAAUAUAGAACAGUGGGUGCAGUGUUUACACAUCGCUGUGGCCCAGGCUCACAAGGGAGAUGACUCUGGGAAGGGGGCGGGCAAGGUAGAGGGGGCGGGGCAGGGAGCCGGGGGGAGGGAGAAUGUGGUGAUUGAGAGACCAAGGUCUGUCAUGGAUACAAAGUUAUGAUGACACAGGGCUCACCCUGCCUACUCUCCGUGUACUGAACCUCAAUGAUCCCAAUUUAAAGAAAAAACCACGGCUUGCAUUCAUUUCAUCUGUGUAUAAGUCAUUCAUCUCAUUUUUCAUUUAAUACCUGAUUUUGCCAAAGAAUUUAUACAGGGAAACUGUUAUACAAUACAGUGCCUCCCUUGUUGUUUUAUUGUAAUGCAUUGUGAUACAUUACAAACCUUUUUUUUGUAACUAAAUCUACAAAAUUACCCACUACGGAACCAACAUUGCUAUAACAGGUUGAUGAACUUGAAAUUUGUUUAUGCAUGGAAGGGUCAGAAGAAUGGUUAUUUCAGAUGACUGUGAUUUCUUUUGGAUUCAAUACAAGGCUUUAUUUAAUUUUGUGUUAUACUUGUUCUUCUAUCUUGCCUACAAAUACACUGUGAUAUCUAUAAUCUACAAAUGGAAGACAUCAGCUUGAAGAAGAGUUAAUCUUUUAAUCUCUGCCUUCAGCUGAUAAAUUAUAUAAUUCCAUUGCAUUUUGCAUCAUCACAAAAUAUGAUGGUCAACCAUCCACACUUUAUUUUUACAUUCCACAUACUGUAGAUCAAUUUUAUCACUAGAUCCUAUUUUUGUUGAAAAAUGGUUGUGUUUUUAUUUGUGAUAUCUCAUACUGAGAAUCACCGCCCAUUUUCUUAAAAAGAAAAAUAUUUUGUUCAUGAGACCUUUAGUUUGGUAAGCUGGAGUCUCUCAAAGUACACAUGAUAAAUGUAUUGCAGAUUAAAACUCCAUUUACAUUAAGUAUGUUUGGAUUUCCCUGUGGCCGUGCCAUUGUAUCUCUUGCUACACAAAGCAAUGUCAUAGACAGGGUAUAACGAUGUGAUCACUGGCCUGAUCAAUGAUUACUUAGCUGUGCAUGUUCAGUGCGUAUUUUGACUCUACCAGUAUAUGGACAGUGUAUUACCGCUACCUAAAAAUUUUCUGUAGUUAUUGUGUAAAGGGACCGCACUAGCUGUACAUCUCCUGUGUAUUUUUUAGACCAUUUAUUCAUCCUAUGUAUGGAAAGUUAUUUGAGCAUGAAUCUCGGGUGUACCAAUACAUAUCAUUUUUUGUUGCUGAGUUGUAAUUAUUUAUUACUUACCUGUCCUUUUGCCUUCUGUCAGUGACUUGUAGUACAUGUAGCAGUAGAGAAAAGAUGAUGCAUUUGAUCAACUGUGGUUAUUGAUUUUUGUUAAUCAGUCAGAUCUAUUUGCUGUUGAAAAGGAUUGAAAAAUAUAUGUUUGUUCAUAGUAAUGCUCUUGUUUUAUAUUAUAAAAUUUAUCGAUUUUAUUAGCAUCAGCCUGUAACAUCUGUAGAAUAUAAAUUUUGUUUGAGAUGAAAUGACAUGUAUUUUUGUUGCUUUGGAUAUCAGUUUCUGUAUAAAGCAAGCUGUCUCAUGUGUUAUAAAUCCAUGCAGUGAAUGGAGAUUUCCAGGUGUUCUGUUUAUAGAAACAAUGAUAUAGUAGAGCAUGGAAAAAUGAACAAAAGACUAUAUAUGAUAAGGGCCUAAAAUGGCCCCUUAAAAUGAACAUCAUCAUUUUAAUAUCAUUCUUUGUUUUCUUAGUACAGAUAUGUAUGUGAUGUGUUUGCAUAAUAUUCAUUUUGGUUCAAGUGCUCACAAUUUAGAAAUAUGACAUUGUAAAGACAACCUUUUCCCGCCAUUUUUGCAUUUUUAGCGUAAAACAGCUUGUUUUCAAGCAGUUUUUCCUUCCGAAAACAUAGAGCGCAUUUUUGAACAAAUAAAAUAUUUUAAUCAGAGAUGUAUCUAGCCAAGAUUAAUACGUGACAAAAAAAUUUUCCUUGUUCAAGCAUGCGCUCUAUAUUUUCCAUUCGUAAAUAGAUAAGAAAAAUGUCAAUUUUUGGCUGAUUUUGAUUGAAUUAUAGAAAUGGCGUCACUUCUGACGUCAUAUACUGCCAGUAAGUGCAAAUAAAUCAAAUAAAUAGAUGAAAAAUAUAUUUUAUAUCGACUCUUCUAAAAAAUUAGUUAACAUUUUAUUGUACCCGAAACACUUUAAAAAUGGCGAAUUAUGGGGGCCAAAUUCAACUCUUAUCAUAUAUAGUUCUUUGGGGAAAAUAUUUUGGGUUAAGUGGUAAAAUUUGAAUCAAACCCGAUCUGUUAAACAAGUUACAUUAUUGAGAAUAAAUCAACAAUAGAUGCAAUGGUCUAAAUUCUGAGUGAAAAUAUACAUAAACUCAAGCAUUAACAAUAUUUAAAGGAGUUUUGCUGAAAAUGAUACCUGGAUCCUCCAGAAAAAAGGAUCACCGGGUAAUCACUCACUUUUGGAUCCAUUGUGAACCCGUAAAAUAUUCCAAGUUCAAGUGCCAUAUUUGUUCUCUAACUCAUUAGAAUGUAAUGCUCAUUUAUGUUUCUCUCUCUUCAAUUGAAGUGCAAUAAUUGAUACCCAGGCAUUGUACCGUUGUAUUGAGGAGGUUGUUGCCCUUUGCUGAGCCCUGUGAUUAUUAUAGAAAUCUACUAGAUACUUUUCUAACCAGUGUGGGUUUUUUUUACCAUUAUCAUAUGAAAGCUGAACAACUGUUUCAGACCUUUAUUUCUCUUGUAGUAUGCCUUUCCAUUUUAUUUUUUUAAUUAUUUUUUUUUUUUUAACAAAUUUUGAACAUAAUAUACUUGUAUUACUACAGCAAUAUUAUUAAGUUUUGUAACAUUGUCAAAGUCUAUAUACCAGUUAUUGUUACUGUAUAAUAUGAAUAUUUUACUCUGUUUUGUAAUAAUUUAUGUCAUUAAAACUAUUAUUUUGUCUUA